Penicillium egyptiacum is the source of this 1824-nucleotide messenger RNA. Lineage: Eukaryota; Fungi; Ascomycota; Eurotiomycetes; Eurotiales; Aspergillaceae. The record is from the annotation of a GenBank genome assembly.
AUGUCACCGAGUGCAGACCACGAAGGCUACAGAAUUGGCGCUGUCGAUGCUUCCACUACCGUUGUGGUGGUGGGGGCGGGACCCUCGGGGUUGAUGCUAGCAUGUAAUCUUGUUCGUUUUGGAAUCCCGGUGGUGAUUCUGGACGAUCGUCCCGACAAGACAUCCACAGGGAAGGCUGAUGGAAUGCAACCCAAGACCAUCGAGACAUUCAGACAACUUGGGUUGGCGGAUCCAUUGCUGAAAAAUGGAGCUCGGGUUUACGAUAUUUCCUUCUGGGAGUCGACCGCCAACGAGUCACUGAAGCGCACUGGUCGCAAAACUCACUACCCCGAGCAUGUCGGUGCCUCCGAUCCAUAUAUCCUACUAGCCCACCAGGGAAUGCUUGAGGAGGUCAUAAUCGAUGAUAUGGAGGCACGGGGUGUGUUUGUCACACGGGAUAGCAAGUUCGUCUCCUGUUCGCGCGUGGAUGGAACGACCCAAUUGGACAUUGUAUAUGAGGAUGUUACUACAAAUACUCCUCGAAAGAUCAGAGCCGAUUACCUGGUUGGAUGUGAUGGCGCUCGAUCCAAAGUUAGAUCUUUCAUUCCGGAUGCUGACCUUGAGGGAGAAUUAACAAACGCAGCUUGGGGAGUGCUAGAUGGCGUGAUCGAUACCAGCUUCCCUGAUCUAUGGAGCAAGGUUGCGGUACGGUCUCAUUCCGCUGGGUCGAUCUUGUGGAUUCCACGGGAGAAAGGCAUGACUCGAUUAUAUGUUGAGUUGAGUUCCACCGAUGGAGAGCGAGUGGAAAAGUCAAAAGCUACGACUGAAUAUGUCAUGGGUCGAGCCAGGGAGGCAAUGCAUCCAUUCAAGCUAGAGUGGAAGACAGUGGAAUGGUUCGGAACAUAUGUUGUGGGCCAACGGGUUGCGAAACGCUUCAUGGAUUCAGAGGCGAAGAUAUUCAUUGCAGGUGAUGCCGGCCACUGUCACUCAGCUCUUGCAGCUCAAGGUGCCAACACAAGUAUGCACGACAGCUUCAACCUCGCAUGGAAGCUCAACCUUUUAGUCCGAAGACUUGCCAAGCCAACCUUACUCCAUACCUACGAAGAAGAAAGACAAAAGAUUGCAUAUGACCUCAUAAAUUUUGACUUUGAGCACUGCAAAGCGUUCACAGCAGGCGACGCAGCACUGGCCAAGAACUUCGACGACAACAUUCGAUUCAUAUCCGGCGUUGGAGCCGAAUAUGCUCCAGGAAUGUUGACACAAGCGCCAGCCACCAAGUCUCGUCUACAACCUGGAAUGCUCCAACUACCAGCUAAAGUCACUCGCUAUAUUGAUGCCAAUCCGGUCGAUAUUCAGUUGGAUAUUCCGCUGCUGGGUCAAUUCAAGAUCUAUAUUUUCGUCCCGGAUGUUUCCCGCUCGCUGCCAUCGUUAGGCAAUAUUUGCCAACAGUUGCAAUACAUUCUUGCGGAUGUGAGUGUGCGAGCAGCUCAGUCAUAUGAGAAGCAUCCGAGGGGGCAUUCUCCCACGGAUGCCUUUGUUCAGGCUCAGCGCUACACCGCUGUCUCCAAUGCUUUUACUUGUGCGAUGGUCACGCAGUCUGCUCAGUCUGAGUUUGAAAUUGCCGAUCUACCGGAUAUACUGCAAGCUAGUCGGUGGACUUUAUAUGUCGACAAUGUUGGAGGGCUGAGUUGUACUGAGAAGUGGUUCGGGGAUUUGAAUAGGGAGAGGAUUGGUAUCGCUGUCGUGAGGCCCGACGGAUAUGUUGGGGCUAUUGAUACUUGGGACGAUGAACAAGUGGGUGUCAUAGGGCAGUGGCUGCAGGAUUAUUUUUCUUUCAUGGUGUAA